AGAAUCGGGAAUGCGGAAUCCGGCGAGCGAUAAAAACGGGGCUGGCUAGCAGCAGAGCGGACCAAAAGGCCGCGGGGAGGCGAGGAGGCGGUGCUGGCCUGGAAUUAAAGGGACAUCCGCUCGGGGACGAAUGGGGGCAUGAGGCGUCGGAGCCACUGCGAUCCAGCACGCAAGGACCGAAGGAAAGAAAGAGGGGGGGGGGGAAUUCGCAGACCAGGGCAAAUUCCACACGCGAGACACGAGGAAAGCGAAGGCAGAGAGACGAAACACAGGAUGGACCCGAGAGAGAAACGAAAGCAAGAGGAAGAAGAAGAGAGAGAGGGAGAGAAGGAAGAGGGAGCGAGCGACGGGGAGGCGAAAGUGGAGACGUGGAGGAAUUCCAGGCUUAGUCAAGCGUUCCGGCCCUGGCGAGGUACCGCCUGGUACCGGGUACGCCAGUGGCCCGUCCAACGGCUCACAAUGCAAGGUAGAGUGACAUCCCUCCCGUCGGCAUUCUUCGAUGGAUGUUCGGCGCCUUUCGCUGGCCCUCCGGAUAUGCCAUCCUAACCUCGAACCUGAAUUCUAAUCCGUUCCCGACCAUGGAUGGCCUUAGCCUCUUCUGGCUGCGGCCCUGAUCCGGUUUCUUGGUAAUCCG
Messenger RNA from Aspergillus steynii IBT 23096, 634 nucleotides. RefSeq lists its product as uncharacterized. The record is from RefSeq and is a predicted model, not a curated record. The transcript has a single exon. NCBI's taxonomy places the organism in Eukaryota, Fungi, Ascomycota, Eurotiomycetes, Eurotiales, Aspergillaceae. The coding region runs from base 139 to 546 and encodes 135 amino acids.